Messenger RNA from Symbiodinium necroappetens, 1452 nucleotides. NCBI's taxonomy places the organism in Eukaryota, Dinophyceae, Suessiales, Symbiodiniaceae. The record is from the annotation of a GenBank genome assembly.
AUGUACACGGUGAACAUGCAGUACAUCAAGCCAGUGACCGCUUUAGCCGGCAAUCCCAGCUGGGCGCUGAUGCUCCAUCCCGGAGGCUUAAAGUGCGAUCUCUUCAUCACGCAUGGCUGGGCCGAGGGCGUCUUUGAGUUCGUGGACCAGAUCAUCAACUCUUGGCCUUUCGGAGCAAGAGCCGCGUACGUCUGCUUUCUUUCCAACCCGCAGAACCUCGACAUUGGCGAGAUGAUCCAAAGCCCAGAAGAGUCGCCGUUCGCCAAGGCACUGCAGUCGGCAUCGCAGGUGCUGGCGUCCCCAAACCACAAGCACAGCAUCUACACUCGGGCUUGGUGUACCUUCGAGGCCUAUCUGGCGUACACCUGGGGUAAGUCCAUCUAUACUGCCACGUCCCCGCCACCGAACUUCUGGCCACGUUCCCUGCGGGUUGCAAGUUGGUCCCUAGUGACGCUGGGCGUUUUCUUCUGUGUGUUGAUGCACGGAAACAGAAAAUGGGCCUUGUGGAGUCCGGAGCAGAUCGCCUUUGUCGCCUAUGCUUUCGGAGUGGUCACGGCGAUGAGUGCCCUGUGUUUUGCUUGCUUGAUGUCGACGGGAAGACAUCACUGGCAGGUCACCGCAGUGGCAGUCUAUGCCUGCAGUGUGUGUGCUGCAGGCUACCUGGCAACGAACAUCUUCCAGACGUCUUUCCGGAGGCCAUCUUACUUCGUGCCUUUCUUCAUGGCUCCGUUCUGUUUCUGGGCCGUGGAGUGCGAUCGUCUGCUUGGCAUCGAAGCUGCGAAACAAGCCAGGCAGCUGAGACAGGGCUUCACUGGGAAGAUUCGAGAUGCCACCACAACGAACCCACUCGAUGGUUUGCGGAUACGCAGCCUUAUCGAGCAAAGCGGCUCCGAAAAGGCUGUGGACGAGGCCGUGCGGGUGCUUCUGCGCAUGAACCUGUCGACUCCAGAGUUGCGAAAGGCCACGUCACAUGCCGGGGCUUUGGGAAACGCCUCCAACUGGAGCCGCAGCAUCUUCGCUACAUGUCUUACCUUCUAUGUGGCGCAGGCCUUCAACACGGCUCUGUGGAGGACCGAGCGAGGUUUUCAAUGGAUCCCGCCUGUUGCUGCAGCUGAAGCUCUCAUCGUCUUUUUUGGCUUCCAACUGCUGCCCCGAGACCGGCGGCCUUUUGCAGAGAGAACUCAAAUGCUUCUGCUGCUUUUCAUUUCAGGAUUUCUUGGACUCAUCGGUGGCAAAUGGUACGAUGCCAUCUUGCAUGGAAUCGCCUGCCCUUUGAUCAUGCUCGUGGCCUUUGCCGGGCCGGCACGCACCUCGCGUCUAUCGGUGCUGGGCCGCAUGCUGGUUCGCUUGCUCUUUGCCCGGAAUCCUCUCGGUUCCGCGGUUGAUGAGCAGCAGUCGGAGAGUCAGGAAGAGCGGGCACCUGCACCAGAAGAAGACUAUGUCUCUGUUUGA